This is a messenger RNA of Ficedula albicollis (Collared flycatcher), 2556 nucleotides long. RefSeq names its product SATB homeobox 2 (gene SATB2). Bases 224 to 2245 code for a protein of 673 amino acids. Lineage: Eukaryota; Metazoa; Chordata; Aves; Passeriformes; Muscicapidae. Gene Ontology annotation, biological process: chromatin remodeling; regulation of transcription by RNA polymerase II. The transcript is spliced from 10 exons. The record is from RefSeq and is a predicted model, not a curated record. Gene Ontology annotation, molecular function: RNA polymerase II cis-regulatory region sequence-specific DNA binding; DNA-binding transcription factor activity, RNA polymerase II-specific.
GGCGGCAGCUGGAGGGCUGCUGCUCGCUCUUCCGGAGAGGCAUUUGGCUGCUCGGCACCGCUGCGGUGACGGGGAUCCGCGGGAAGAUUCGGAGCGGGCGUGCGGCGCGCAGCCCUCUCGGCGUUAGAAGGCCGCCUGCCGAAAGAGGCCACCCCGGGCCGGGCCCUGGCCGGGUGACUCUCAAAAGGCCGGGGCUGGUCGUGCCGGAGAGUGGCGGGGUUUGAUGAUUCCAGUCUUUUGUGUGGUGGAGCAGUCAGACGCCUCUCUUGAAUACGAUAAUCGAGAAGAGCAUGCUGAGUUCGUUCUGGUUCGCAAAGAUGUGCUCUUUAGCCAGCUGGUGGAGACAGCGCUCCUGGCUCUGGGGUAUUCCCACAGUUCUGCAGCUCAGGCACAAGGAAUAAUCAAGCUUGGGAGGUGGAAUCCCCUCCCUCUCAGUUAUGUGACUGAUGCACCAGAUGCGACAGUAGCCGACAUGCUACAAGACGUCUAUCAUGUUGUGACAUUGAAAAUCCAAUUACAAAGUUGUUCGAAGUUGGAAGACUUGCCAGCAGAGCAGUGGAACCAUGCCACAGUUCGCAAUGCCUUAAAGGAACUGCUCAAAGAGAUGAAUCAGAGCACAUUAGCCAAAGAAUGCCCUCUCUCACAGAGUAUGAUUUCAUCCAUUGUAAAUAGUACAUACUAUGCCAAUGUGUCAGCAACCAAGUGCCAGGAGUUUGGGAGAUGGUACAAAAAGUACAAGAAGAUUAAAGUGGAAAGAGUGGAAAGAGAAAACCUUUCAGACUAUUGUGUUCUUGGUCAACGUCCCAUGCACUUACCAAAUAUCAACCAGCUGGCAACUUUGGGAAAAUCUAAUGAACAGUCUCCUCACGGCCAAAUUCACCACAGUACUCCAAUCCGAAACCAAGUGCCAACGAUGCAAACAAUGAUAAACCCUGGGCUCCUGUCUCCCCAGCUCAGUCCACAACUGGUGAGGCAGCAGAUAGCGAUGGCCCAUCUGAUAAACCAGCAGAUUGCCGUCAGCCGGCUGUUGGCUCACCAGCACCCACAGGCUAUCAACCAGCAGUUCUUGAAUCAUCCACCCAUCCCUAGAGCUGUCAAACCAGAGCCAUCAAAUUCAUCGGUGGAAGUCUCUCCAGAUAUUUACCAGCAAGUCAGAGAUGAGCUGAAGAGAGCCAGUGUGUCUCAAGCUGUCUUUGCAAGAGUAGCAUUCAACCGCACACAGGGUUUGUUGUCAGAGAUCCUGCGUAAAGAAGAAGACCCUAGGACAGCUUCCCAGUCCCUCCUGGUAAACUUACGGGCAAUGCAGAAUUUCCUCAACUUGCCUGACUCGGAGCGGGAUCGUAUCUAUCAGGAUGAGAGAGAGAGAAGUAUGAACCCAAAUGUGAGCAUGGUGUCUUCAGCUGCCAGCAGCCCCAGCUCCUCCAGAACACCCCAGGCCAAAACCUCGACACCAACAACAGACCUCCCCAUUAAGGCGGACAGCGCCAACGUCAACAUCACAGCUGCCAUUUAUGAUGAGAUCCAACAGGAGAUGAAAAGGGCCAAGGUAUCUCAAGCUCUGUUUGCCAAAGUGGCUGCCAAUAAAAGUCAGGGCUGGCUGUGUGAGCUGCUGCGCUGGAAAGAAAACCCCAGCCCGGAGAACCGCACCCUGUGGGAGAACCUGUGCACCAUUCGGCGCUUCCUGAACCUGCCGCAGCACGAGAGGGAUGUGAUCUACGAGGAGGAGUCCAGACACCACCACAGCGAGCGCAUGCAGCACGUGGUGCAGCUCACGCCCGAGCCUGUGCAGGUGCUGCAUAGACAGCAGUCCCAGCCUGCCAAGGAGAAUUCCCCACCUAGAGAAGAGGCUCCUCCUCCACCUGCUGAGGACAGUUGUGCCAAAAAGCCAAGAUCCCGUACCAAGAUCUCCUUGGAAGCUCUAGGUAUCCUUCAAAGCUUUAUUCAUGACGUGGGUCUCUACCCCGACCAGGAAGCCAUCCACACCCUCUCUGCUCAGCUGGAUCUCCCCAAACACACCAUCAUCAAAUUCUUCCAGAACCAGCGCUACCACGUAAAGCACCACGGGAAGCUAAAAGAGCACCUGGGAACGGUGGUUGACGUGGCAGAGUACAAGGAUGAGGAGCUGCUGACGGAGUCGGAGGAGAACGACAGCGAGGAAGGCUCUGAGGAAAUGUACAAAGUAGAGGCCGAGGAGGAGAACCCCGACAAAAGCAAGGCGGCUCCAGCGGACAUCGACCAGAGAUAAUGUGAGACAGGAGUGCAGAAAGCAAUACAUUGAUCCAAGGAUUUUCUGGUUUUAUUUCCCGUUUUUUCCCCUCGUUUUACUUUCUGUUUGUUUGUUUCCGUUGCGCAUGAUCCAUGUGCAAACCGAAUGAAUUCAGCAUUGCCCGAUCAGACAUCGCCUUGACACAGACACUCGAGUGUUACACUUCCUGCAUCUGACUGAAGCAACCGUUGUAGUCACAUAGGAUUAUGCCUUCAUCAAUCUUGCACUUAUGAAAGGGACAGCUAGCAAGUAAAUGGGAAGAAAAAGUCCUAUGAAAUCAGUGAAGGGAA